This is a messenger RNA of Penicillium olsonii, 7326 nucleotides long. The record is from the annotation of a GenBank genome assembly. NCBI's taxonomy places the organism in Eukaryota, Fungi, Ascomycota, Eurotiomycetes, Eurotiales, Aspergillaceae.
AUGAAGUGGCUGCUCGCCAGCGGGUUGAUCUCGCUCUUUGCGACAACCGCGACAAGUUGGCCCUACGAUACGGAGUUCCUCCAGUACAACUUGAACGAAAACAAGACCGCUACAGAUCCCGCACACUACUGGGGAGAAUGGCCCGAUCACACAUACCACCCCUCCCCGGACAACUGGCGGUUCCCCUUCUACACUCUUUUCAUGGAUCGCUUCGUCAACGGUGACCCCACCAAUGACAACAUCAACGGAACCCAGUUCGAGCACGAUCUCGACUCGACACAAAUGCGCCAUGGUGGCGAUGUAGCUGGUCUCAUCGAUACUCUGGAUUAUCUCCAAGGAAUGGGUAUUAAGGGUCUGUAUCUCGCGGGAACCUCUCUGCUGAAUCAACCGUGGGGUUCGGACGGUUAUUCGGUGAUGGAUACCACUCUGCUGGACUUCCACUAUGGUACACUCGAGACCUGGCGUACUGCGAUCACGGAAAUCCACAAGCGUGGAAUGUACGUGCUGUUCGACAACACAAUUGCGACAAUGGGUGAUCUUAUUGGAUUCGAAGGCCAUCUCAACACCUCCACCCCCUUCUCCGAGAAGGAAUGGAAGACCCAAUGGAAGACCGACCGCCGCUACGUCGACUUCGAUAUCGGUAAAGGAGAUUACAACGCAACCUGUGACUACCCUCGAUUCUGGUUCGAGGACGGAUACCCGGUCAACCAGUCUCAGACCUCGGCACUGGUCGGUUGUUUCAACAGUGAUUUCGACCAGUACGGUGACAUCGAAGCCUUCGGUGUCUGGCCCGAUUGGAAGCGUCAGCUGGCCAAGUUCGCCUCCGUGCAAGAUCGUCUCCGAGAGUGGCACCCCACGGUCCGCGAGAGGUUGAUCAGACACUCUUGUAUAAUUAUCGCCUCUCUGGAUAUUGAUGGUUUCCGUUACGAUAAGGCCACCCAGGCGACGGUUGACGCUCUGGGUGAUAUGUCCGCCGCAUACCGCGAGUGCGCCCGCGCCGUUGGAAAGGAGAAUUUCUUCAUCGCUGGUGAAAUCACGGGUGGUAACGAGUUCGGUACCGUUUACCUCGGCAGAGGAAGACAGCCAAACCAGUGGCCCGCCUCAGCGGAGGCGACGAUGAAGUUGACCAACGAAUCUUCAGCCCAAUACUUCCUGCGUGAGGCAGGCAACGAAGCAAUCGACGGUGCGGCUUUCCACUACACGACCUACCGUGCCCUGACUCGUUUCCUUGGUAUGGAUGGACAGCUUUCCGCUGGUUACGAUGCCCCCGAUGACUGGGUUGAGGGAUGGAAUUACAUGGCGAGAUCCAACGAUCUGAUCAACGCCAACACUGGAAAAUUCGAUCCCCGACACAUGUACGGCGCCACUAACCAGGAUGUCUUCCGUUGGCCAGCCAUUGCCAACGGCACACACAGACAGCUCCUGGGAUCCUUUAUCACUACCCUGAUGCUUCCUGGAAUUCCUCUCCUGCUCUGGGGUGAAGAACAAAACUUCUACAUCCUGGAUGGUACCGCGUCCAACUACAUUUACGGUCGUCAGUCGAUGUCUCCCGCCACUGCGUGGAGAACCCACGGUUGUUUCAACUUGGACUCUUCGCAGUACUACAAGUGGCCUGUGACAGCUGCUCGCGAGGGUUGCCGGGAUCUGACUGUUGCCUAUGAUCACCGCGAUCCUUCCCACCCUCUGCGCAACAUCAUGAAGCACAUGUACCAGAUGCGUGAGCAGUACCCAGUCCUCAACGAUGGUUAUGCCCUCAACAACCUCUCCAAGCAAGUGUUUGAUGUUAAGUACCCUGGUUCUAACGGUACCGUCACGGUGACUGGAAUGUGGUCCGUCUCCAGGGACGUGAACACCGCAGUGCAGAAUUGGACGGUCGCAGACAGCCAGCCCGUGUGGUUUGUCUACUCCAACCUGAACGACACCAGGACCUACAAGUUCGACUGCUCCAGCACCAACCCCAACAAGACCUUGACUGCACCCUUCGAAUCCAAGACCACGGUCAAGAACCUCUUCGCUCCCUUCGAUGAGGUUACCCUGGAGACUGGUGCCCGCAAGCUGGGCUACAAUGGAUCUGAAGAGUACAAUGGCUGUCUGUCCGAGUUGAAGCUGAAGGCCUACGAAUUCCGUGCUUAUGUUCUGAAGAGCGAGCACAAGAUGCCCCGCCCUAUGGUCACUAAGUUCACCCCCGGUCACGACCACCCACAGCUGUCCAGCGUGGCGCCAGGAAAGGACGAAAGCGUGAAGAUCGAAUUCUUUUUCUCGGAAGCCAUGGACUGCGAUACCAUCACAAACAAUCUCACCUUCGUUUCAUCGACCGAGACUGGAAAGGUCCCCACAAUCAACAAGGAUACCGUCAACUGCACCACAUACAAAACCGAUCUACCACUGCAAACCAACUGGACCAGUGAGAUCCCAAGCAAGUUCAGCUGGGCAGCGAACCUGACGGGAGUCUACAACGGUAUCCACCGGCUGACACUGAACAACGUCACCAACAAGGGCAAGACCGAUUACACGAAUGCGAUCGACCAUUUCCUUCUGCGUAUCGGACAGUUCGAUAACCCCAUGGUUCAGAACAACGCCAACUACUCCAGUAGUCUGCUUCACCGAUAUGACAACGGUUCUCUUUACAUCCGUCAACACGCUACUGGCGCUGACAAGUGGCGCUACUCGACGAACUGGGGCACUACAUUCUCUAAGUGGUUCGAUUAUAAGGGUGGCAACGUCCCCAUUGAUAGGCUCCCAUGGUCCGGCACCAAGAAGCAAGACUGGAAUGGCGAUCACGUCCGCGUUGAGUACUGGAGCAAAUUGACCGGUAGCAGCGAUUACGUGCAGGAGGGUGAUGUUGACUGGAGUGGCACGGCCACACGUCGUUUCCCACACGCCUUCUUCAACGGACCCUACAACCAGUACGGUUACGAUGGAGGUCUUGACAACGCUAUCAAGUUUGACGAGAAGACUGGAACUUGGUCUUUCCAUUUCACCUCUGAAUGGCCUGCGGUUGGACAGCUCAACAUCUGGGGCAUGAACCCUGAUGGUUCGCCCGAUCAAAGUUGGGUUCUGGGUGAUGCCGACAAUGAUACUAUUCUGGACCGCAUGCCCCCGUCUUCCCUCUCCGCAACCCUGAUCAACAUCACUCGGGCGCCCGCGAAGGGAUACUUGUCGCACAAGAUCUACAUCAAUGAUGCCUCCCUCAAGUUCUGGCUUGAUCCCGUUGGAUCCCAAUCUACCCAGAUCAUCAUGUUCAUCCUGUUCUGGAUCAUCCCCUUCAUCACCGGUUCGGCCUGCGUUUACAUCUUCAUGAAGUCGUUCUACAAGGUCAAGUUCAACCAGGUUGGUGUUAGCGAGAAGCAGUCCAUGAUCCCGCUCGCCUUCUGGAAGAAGCUUAAGCCUUCUCGCUCUGGAAAGGACGGUUCUUCGAACCCGCUCAUGCGCCUGGCUAACAAGUCUGGCUUCAUGCAGAGCACCACUGCUCUGGGUGGUGCUAUGGCGGCCGAGAAGCGACGAAUGGUCCUGAUCGCUACCAUGGAAUACGAUAUUGAGGAUUGGGCCAUUAAGAUCAAGAUCGGUGGUCUCGGUGUCAUGGCGCAACUCAUGGGUAAGACCCUCGGUCACCAGGAUCUGAUCUGGGUCGUUCCCUGUGUUGGAGGUAUCGAUUACCCCAUUGACCAGGCUGCGGAGCCUAUGACCGUCACCAUUCUCGGCAGUGCCUACCAGGUCCAGGUUCAAUACCACGUCUUGAACAACAUCACCUAUGUCUUGCUUGAUGCACCGGUCUUCCGUCAACAGUCCAAGACUGAGCCCUACCCUGCUCGCAUGGAUGAUCUCGACUCCGCUGUCUACUACUCUGCUUGGAACCAGUGUAUUGCUGAAGCCAUCAAGCGAUUCCCGAUUGACGCCUACCACAUUAACGAUUACCACGGUUCUCUCGCCCCGCUUUACCUCUUGCCCAACACCAUUCCGGCCUGUCUUUCUCUGCAUAAUGCUGAGUUCCAGGGUCUCUGGCCUAUGCGAACCCUCAAGGAGAAGCAGGAGGUCUGCUCUGUCUUCAAUCUUGAUGAAGAGGUUGCCCGUCGUUACGUCCAGUUCGGUGAAGUGUUCAACUUGCUUCACGCCGGUGCCAGUUAUCUUCGUGUUCACCAGCAGGGUUUCGGUGCCGUCGGUGUCUCCAAGAAAUACGGAAAGCGUUCCUAUGCUCGUUACCCUAUUUUCUGGGGUCUUCGCAAGGUCGGUAACCUGCCUAACCCCGAUCCAUCUGAUGUUGGCGAGUGGACCAAGGAGCCUACCCGAGAGGAAGAUAUUACUGUCGAUCCUACCUACGAAGCCAGCCGUGGUGAGCUCAAGAGACAAGCACAGGAAUGGGCUGGACUGGAUCAGAACCCGGAUGCCGAUCUUCUCGUCUUCGUCGGUCGUUGGUCUAUGCAGAAGGGUGUUGAUCUGAUUGCGGACGCUCUGCCUGCGGUUAUCGAAGCUCGCCCCAAUGUGCAACUGAUCUGUAUUGGACCUGUUAUCGAUCUCUACGGUAAAUUCGCAGCUCUCAAGCUCGACCACAUGAUGAAGGUCUACCCCGGCCGCGUCUUCUCCAAGCCUGAAUUCACUGCUCUCCCGCCAUUCAUCUUCUCCGGUGCCGAGUUUGCCCUGAUCCCCUCCCGUGAUGAGCCCUUCGGUCUUGUUGCCGUCGAGUUCGGACGUAAGGGUGCUUUGGGUAUUGGUGCUCGUGUCGGUGGUCUUGGUCAAAUGCCCGGUUGGUGGUACAACGUGGAAUCCAUCUCGACAUCUCACCUCCUCAUCCAGUUCAAGCUUGCUAUCGAGGCUGCGCUGAACUCCAAGAACUCUACUCGUGCGAUGAUGCGUGCUCGUUCCGCCAAGCAGCGUUUCCCUGUCGCCCAGUGGGUUGAGGACCUCGAGAUCCUGCAAUCUACCGCCAUCACUAUCCACCACAAGGAAGCCAACAAAACUCACACCGGACACGUUGGUGGUCUGAGCCACAUGCGCCCCGGUACUUCGUCUGGCGGCAGCACCUACAGUGGUGUUAUGGGCGGAAUGGGCGGAAUGAGCGGAUUGCCUUCUCCUGGCAUGAACUCUCCCUUCAUGCACUCCAGAGAGAGCAGCUUGUCCUUCAACCAGAUGAACGAGAACCCCGCACAGAAGAAGAUCAGCUACAGUGUGGACCCCGCUCAGGAUGAUACUGAAAAGCCCAAGUCUGGACUGAGCCGGUCUCUCUCCUUGGGUGUUCGCUCGGGUCCUGGACACGCUGGCCGUCGCAGACAAGCUGCUGCCGCCGAAGGUAUUCCCGAAACCGAUGCCGACGGUGAGGAAAGCAGUGACGAUGAUCCUUCUCACGAUCUGUUCGAGGAUGAUGAGUACACUCUUACCCCAGCCCAGGUUGAGGAAGGAAGACGGGCCCAAGCCGCUCAAAAGGAUCGUGCCCAGGGCCUUCCCUCGCCUGGUCUUUCUUCCCCCGCUAGCCCCAGUCAGGAGUCUAUCCAGCCCAGAUUCAUGAUCCCUCCUUCUAGUCCUGGAUAUGGAAGUCCCCUCGGAAGCCCUGGCAUGCCUCCUUCUGCGGACAAUCUCCUCCUUCCUCCCCGUCCUCUUGGUGAUUCCAACCGUCUCAGCACUGCCUCCGUUCUCUCCCUCGACUCCGUCGUCGGUAAUAAGACGGACUUCAAGUUGCAGAAGGUCGAUCCCUUCUUCACUGAUAGCACGGGCGAGUACUACAAGACUUUCGACAAGAAGUUGGAGAUUCUGAACGGCAGCAACUCUGAAUCACAGCUGUGUAUCGAAGAGUUCCUGAUCAAGAGUGAACAGCAGUGGUUCGACAGAUUCCGCAAUGCCAAACUGGGUCGCAGCAAGUCUCCCACUCCAUCCAUCCGACUCUCCUCCCGAAACCACAACCACGACUCGCCUCCCAACUCCGUCUACAAUGAUGAUGCUGUUUCGCACAUCGCCAGCAGCGAGGACCACCCCACCGAUGACGAGUUCCUUCUCGGCAAGGACUAUGUCCCUCCUACCGGUCUCAAGAAAUGGAUGCAGAUCAAGAUCGGUGAUUGGCCGGUCUACUCCAUCUUCCUCGCCUUGGGUCAGAUUAUCGCCGCCAACUCGUACCAGAUCACUCUGCUCACGGGCGAAGUUGGUCAGACUGCCGAGAAGCUGUAUGCUAUCGCGACAACCUAUGCCAUCACUUCACUCUGUUGGUGGCUCGUGUACCGCUACUUCAAGUCCGUUGUCUGCCUGUCAGCUCCGUGGUUCCUGUAUGCCGUUGCCUUCAUCUUCAUUGGCUCUGCUCAUUUCGAAUCCGGUGAGUACGCUCGUGGCUGGAUCCAGAACGUCGGCAGUGGCUUCUACGCUGCGGCCUCGUCCAGUGGAUCUAUCUUCUUCGCCUCCAACUUUGGUGACGAAGGUGGUGCUCCCGUCGAAGUGUGGAUUUUCCGUGCCUGUGUCAUCCAAGGUAUCCAGCAGGCAUAUGUCAUUGCUCUCUGGUACUGGGGUUCCACUCUGACCAAGGCCUCUUCCCAGGGUCUUCUGACCCCCGAGACCUCCAUCGCCAACUCAUGGAAGAUGUCCGCCAUCUGUUACCCCAUCGCAGUCUUCCUCAUCCUUGUCGGACUUCUCUUGGCCUUCGGACUUCCCAACUACUACCGCCAGAAGCCCGGUAAGGUCCCCUCCUUCUACAAGUCGCUUUUCCGGAGAAAGAUUGUCACCUGGAACUUCAUCGCCGUCAUCCUGCAGAACUUCUUCCUCAGUGCACCCUACGGCCGCAACUGGAGCUUCCUCUGGGGCUCCACUCACACCAAGCCCUGGCAAAUUGUGCUCCUCUGCAUUCUGUUCUUCGGCUUUGUGUGGUGUAUCUUCCUGUUCUGCGUCAGCAAAUUCUCCAAGCGACACAGUUGGUUCAUCCCCGUCUUCGCCUGCGGUCUGGGUGCUCCUCGCUUCAUCCAAAUCUGGUGGGGUGUCUCCGGCAUCGGCUACUACCUCCCCUGGGCAGGCGGCUACACCUCCGGAGCCCUAGUCUCCCGUAGUCUCUGGCUCUGGCUCGGCGUUCUUGAUUCCAUCCAAGGUCUCGGCUUCGGUAUCAUUCUUCUGCAAACCCUCACGCGAGUCCACAUGUGUUUCGCACUUAUUGCAUCCCAGGUGCUUGGUUCCAUCGCGACCAUCUGCGCCCGAGCUUUCGGCCCCAACGCCACUGGCCCCGGCCCGAUUUCCCCAGACAUGACUCUCGGCGCUCACGCUCUAGGCAAUGCCUGGUUCUGGGUGGCCUUGUUCUGUCAGCUUCUGGUCUGUGCUGGUUUCCUGCUCUUCUUCCGCAAGGAGCAGCUUGCCAAGCCUUAA